Cynara cardunculus var. scolymus (artichoke) is the source of this 1595-nucleotide messenger RNA. RefSeq names its product aldehyde dehydrogenase family 3 member F1-like. The record is from RefSeq and is a predicted model, not a curated record. Bases 49 to 1509 code for a protein of 486 amino acids. The transcript has 10 exons. Gene Ontology annotation, biological process: aldehyde metabolic process. Gene Ontology annotation, molecular function: aldehyde dehydrogenase (NAD+) activity. Lineage: Eukaryota; Viridiplantae; Streptophyta; Magnoliopsida; Asterales; Asteraceae. Gene Ontology annotation, cellular component: cytoplasm.
CACACCAUUUUUCUUGUGAAAUUUUGGAGGAGAACACACACACACACAAUGGGAGAAGUUGUGGGUGAUUUUGAAGGAGAUUUGAAGGAGUUGAGAGAUACUUUCAAUAGUGGGAAGACAAGAGAAGCAUCAUGGAGAAGGUCACAACUUCAUGGGAUAAUCUCUCUCCUCAAAGAGAGAGAAAGUGACAUCUUCAAGGCUCUCAAACAAGAUUUGGGGAAACAUCAUGUUGAAGCAUAUAGAGAUGAGAUUGGAACAGUGGCCAAGUCUGCAAAUUAUGCACUUGGAAAUUUAAAUAAAUGGAUGGGCAGCAAAAGGGUUAAAGUGCCACUAGCUGCAUUCCCUAGCAGAGGGAAGUUGGUUCCUGAGCCGCUUGGUGUUGUUCUCAUCAUAUCCUCUUGGAACUUCCCAUUUGGAUUAUCAUUGGAACCGAUUAUCGGGGCUAUAGCAGCUGGAAAUGCAGUACUCCUAAAGCCAUCAGAGAUAGCUCCAACAUGUUCCUCAGUUCUUGCUGAAACCAUCUAUUAUUACCUUGAUAACUCCGCCAUUAAGGUUGUGGAAGGUGGAUCAUCCGUCGGGGAAAAACUUCUUCGACUUAAAUUUGACAAAAUUUUAUACACAGGGGGACCAAGAGUGGGCCAAAUUGUUAUGGCAGCAGCUGCAAAAAAUCUAACUCCCGUGACUUUGGAGCUGGGCGGAAAAUGCCCUGCUGUGGUUGAUUGCAUGUCUAGUUCCUGGGACCAAAAGAUUGCAAUUAAACGAAUUAUUUGGGGUAAAUUCGGAGCUUGUGCUGGACAAGUCUGUAUUGGAAUCGAUUAUAUUCUCACGCAAAAGAAAUUUGCACCAACUUUGGUGGAGUUCUUGAAAAAACAUAUCAAGAAAUCUUUCGGAGACAAUCCGAUGGGAUCCAACAACAUUGCUAAGAUAGUAAAUAAGAAACACUUUUCAAGGUUGAAGGACCUUUUGAACGAACCCAAUGUGAAAAAUUCGAUCGUUUACGGUGGUUCGUUGAAUGAAGAAAACCUAUUCAUCGAACCAACAAUAUUGCUUGAUCCUCCACUUGAUGCCACAAUCAUGACAGAAGAAAUUUUUGGCCCCUUGCUUCCGAUUAUUACUUUAGAGGCGAUUGAAGAUAGUAUCCAGUUUAUAAGGUCAAGGCCAAAACCACUUGCUAUUUAUGGCUUCACAAAUAACGAAAAACUCCAGAAAAGGAUGAUGUGUGAAACAUCAUCGGGAAGCAUUACAUUCAAUGAUGCCAUCAUUCAAUAUGCAAUUGACACAAUGCCAUUCGGAGGAGUUGGCGGAAGUGGGUUUGGAAGGUACCAUGGAAAAUAUUCGUUUGAAGACUUCAGUCAUCAGAAGGCGGUGUUAGUGAGGGGAUAUCUUAUUGAUUUCGGGUUUAGAUAUCCUCCCUGGAACGAUAAGAAAUUACAACUCCUGAAAUCUGGUCUACGUUAUAAUUAUUUAACGCUUGUUCUUAUAAAAUUAGGUCUGAAGAGCAAGGCUUGAUAAUUGUUAAAUAUCCAAAACUAUCGGUUUCAUAUUUGAAUAAUUGUUUAAAUACUGUUAAUUUUGUUUUAUGUGUAUAAUUAUUG